Molecule: messenger RNA, 789 nt
Organism: Gasterosteus aculeatus aculeatus (three-spined stickleback)
Lineage: Eukaryota; Metazoa; Chordata; Actinopteri; Perciformes; Gasterosteidae
Source: RefSeq, a predicted model, not a curated record
UACAUCAGAUAACUGGUAAAUAUAUCGUGCUGUUUGACCAUGUCGUCAUCUUUAUGCGUCGGUGAUCGCUUCUCUCCAGGAAGCAAAUAAACAGGGCAGAUUGACUUUGCUCAGACGAAGGAAAAAAGAUGUCUGGAAGUUUUUAUUUUGUCAUGGUUGGUCAUCAGGACAAUCCUGUGUUUGAGAUGGAGUUCUUGCCAGCAGGGAAGCCUGAAUCAAAGGAUGACCACCGUCACUUGAACCAGUUCAUUGCACACGCUGCCCUGGAUUUGGUGGAUGAAAACAUGUGGCUGUCCAACAACAUGUACUUGAAAACCGUGGACAAGUUCAACGAGUGGUUUGUUUCUGCAUUCGUCACUGCAGGACAUAUAAGAUUCAUCAUGCUGCAUGAUGUGCGACAAGAAGAUGGAAUCAAAAACUUUUUUAAUGACGUCUAUGAUCUAUACAUCAAGUUUGCAAUGAAUCCAUUCUAUGAAAUCAAUGCCCCAAUCCGCUCGACAGCUUUUGAGAGGAAGGUACAGUUUCUUGGAAAGAAACAUCUCCUGAGUUAAUCUGGUCACAUGCAAAGGAUUUAGUGCGUGUGCUUGUCUGUUUGUGGUGUACAUACCUAACAUAUGUGUUAUGUUGUAUCUGUCUUUUCCCCUUUCACACAUGUAAAGUAUUCAACAGUUUUCUAAAAAAAAUUCUUGUCUGGUGUUGUUCUUAAGGUAAUGGUAUUGUUUCUUUCUCUAUGGACUCAAAGUAUGAAUGAUGUAUUGUUUAUCAUUUAGAUUAAACUUGACCAACAAA